AUGGUCAACAGGCAGCUGCAGUCCCACAACUUUGGCGAGGAUCAGAUCAUGGAGCUCAAGUUAAAUCGCCAACUCAUGCUCGUGCUCAUCUGUGAUGGAUACGACGAAAUUCAGCAACUCGUCAACCUCCACAAGGCAUCUGUCUCAACCAGCCUGGCAAGUGUAACACCAAAAUGGUCAUCAGCUGCAGGAGUCAAUACCUUGAACCUUCAUGCCAGGAUCGUCUCAAUCCGCAAUCCAACGAUCAGGACAUCCUGGAGCACCCAAGGCUACAUGGAAAAGCUCAUCACCAUUCCUAACCUCAUGGUUCUGGUUAAGGAUCCGUUCCUCAUAUUGCUCGCGCUCGAGGCAAUUUCAGAUGCCAUAUAUGGCAACCAGGGGCUGUCCACCAUCAGUAUUGUCCCCAUCCAGCUAUACAACACCUUUGUCAACCACUGGUUCAAUGUCAGCAACCGACAGCUCCGAAGCAAUACCCUGGUCAAGGAGGAUUGUGACGUGUUGGAGCAGCUUGAGGGUAUACGAAAGGGCUUGAGGGUCAAGUGA
Linnemannia hyalina is the source of this 543-nucleotide messenger RNA. The record is from the annotation of a GenBank genome assembly. Lineage: Eukaryota; Fungi; Mortierellomycota; Mortierellomycetes; Mortierellales; Mortierellaceae.